This is a messenger RNA of Pogonomyrmex barbatus (red harvester ant), 1067 nucleotides long. It is a transcript of the gene CPR21, whose product is annotated as cuticular protein 21. Gene Ontology annotation, molecular function: structural constituent of chitin-based larval cuticle. NCBI's taxonomy places the organism in Eukaryota, Metazoa, Arthropoda, Insecta, Hymenoptera, Formicidae. Gene Ontology annotation, cellular component: chitin-based extracellular matrix. The record is from RefSeq and is a predicted model, not a curated record.
UUUUAUAACGAAACGGACACAGUCACACUAGCAUCAUGAAGGCUUCGAUUAUCGCACUUCUCUGUGUACUAGUGGUUGCACGUGCUGCACCACCAUUGAGUCAUCGAAUACAAUAUACAACAAAUAACUUUAUUCCUAUCGUGGCUUCAAAUGUGGACGGACCGAAUCCGGACGGUUCGUAUAGCUUCAAUUAUGAGACCGCAAAUGGCAUUCAGGCACAGGAACAGGGUCACCUCGCCAAGAUCUCCAAAGAAGAGGACGCUAUUCAAGUCCAGGGAGCUUUCAGCUAUACCGACAACAAUGGCAAUCCCUUCGCCCUAAGUUACAUCGCCGACGAGAACGGUUUUCGGCCUCAGGGCGAGCAUCUGCCGACCGCGCCUCCUAUUCCUCUCGAAAUCCUGAGAGGCCUCGAUUACAUCGCCCAGCAUCCCGAAGAGGACAAUCUCUAAAAACGCUACAGUAACAUUCAAAUUAUUUAAAUUGAAAUCUCGACUGUUGAGCUUGCAAUCCUACGAUAUCAUGUAAAUAAUUAGUGCCAAUAGUUUGCGCGCGAAAUUAUAUCUUCAUUAAUUUAAAAGUAUGUAUAGUGCAGUGAAAGUUCAGAAUAUUUAUUCAGAAAAGUUCAAAAUUUGAAACAGAAAGAGACAAAUUGUCGAUAUAGAAUUUAACGACAGAUUUUUCACGUUUGAGUGUUACGUGAAUUUAUAUUAUAAUCCAAUCUAUGGUACUCGAGUAAUAUUAAAUUAUAUACAUUAAAGCAGAUAUAAUUAUAAUGAGUUAAAGAGAAUCCAUAACUUUGGAAAUUUAAUACAUCGAAAUUAUGUCUAUUGCGAUAUUUGGACUUCAUAUUUCUAGCUCCAUUUGCAAAUCUAACAUAUUCGCAUGAUUUAGCAAAUUUCCUUUUGCAAGAGCGUCCUCCCAGCAUCGAAUUAAUGCAGUCAAUUAGCACCUACUGCGUUAAUUAUGGAAUCACGUAGCGCGCGCACUGUAUACAUAGAACCACCGUGACCGUAAUGUUUAUAUUAAACGUUACUUGUAACGACAAAAUAAACGUGCUUGAACCUCGA